Messenger RNA from Metopolophium dirhodum (rose-grain aphid), 5203 nucleotides. It is a transcript of the gene Frmd5, whose product is annotated as FERM domain-containing protein 5. The transcript is spliced from 13 exons. The coding region runs from base 506 to 2119 and encodes 537 amino acids. Gene Ontology annotation, cellular component: cytoskeleton. The record is from RefSeq and is a predicted model, not a curated record. Gene Ontology annotation, molecular function: cytoskeletal protein binding. Lineage: Eukaryota; Metazoa; Arthropoda; Insecta; Hemiptera; Aphididae.
CGUGCGUAAACAAACCGAAUCGCUUGGUGGGAGGACUGCCGCCGAGAUAAGGACGCGCCGUAAUCUUUGAGCGCGACGAAUCGGAUAUUGCGUCGUCCCGUGUUGUACAACUCACUGUGGUUGUGUACACACUACUGCCCGCCGCCCAUGCUUCGUGCGCUAGCGACCUUCUUAACCAGUGCUGUGGGCCGGGUGAAUGGGUGAUAGUCAAUAAUAAGCGGUCGACCGACGGACGAAACCUUUCGCGCGCGCCGUUAAUCGCCCAUAGUGCACACAAUAGUAUUAUACACUAUAUAUUAUGUACUAUAUUUUGUUUGUUUCGCCGUAGUUGUCAGUUUUCCACGACGACGCGUCCCCGACUUGUAAGCCUGCUGCUCGCACCCGAACCCGUGCAUAGGGUAGGGCGAUCAUUGAUUAUUCGCAAUAUUAAUAGGACUUGGACGUUUCGGCGGUAUUAGCUGCGCGGAAUUACUUUCGACGGUCGUGCUGUUCUCUAAAAUAUAACAUGAUGAAGUUUGGAAGCAAAAACUCCGCCAAUACACCAAUCAAGUGUACCAUCCGCCUGUUGGACGACAAUCAGUUGUUGUACAGUGAAUUUCAGAUAAAUGAAAAGGGGAGUAGUUUGAUAAGUCGUAUUUGUGAACAAUUGGAUUUAAUUGAAAAAGAUUAUUUUGGUCUACGUUAUGUUGAUAGCAAACGUCAAAGGCAUUGGCUAGAACCAUCUAAAUCAAUUUUUAAACAAAUCAGAGAUAUGGAAGCAGACAAUAUAUUAUUUAGCUUCCGCGUCAAAUUUUAUCCACCAAAUCCAUUUCGUUUAAAAGAAGAUAUUACUCGUUACCAAAUUUAUCUUCAGUUAAAAAGGGAUUUAUUACAUGGUCGACUUUACUGUAACACAUCGGAAGCUGCUCUGCUAGGAGCUUAUAUACUACAAGCUGAACUUGGAGAUUUCAAUCCAGAAGAACAUAUUGAUAAUUAUGUAAAUGAAUUAAAAAUACUAUUGAAACAAACAUUACAGUUAGAGGAAAAAAUAAUGGAUAUUCAUAAAAAUGAAUUGAAAGGAAAAACUGCCGCUGAAAUGGAAACAAUUUUUUUGAAAAAAGCGUGUAUCUUGGAUACAUAUGGAGUUGAUCCUCAUGCUGUUAAGGAUCAAAGAGGUAAUCAACUUUAUUUGGGAAUUAAUCAUACUGGCAUACUUACAUUCCAAGGUAGUAAGAAAAUGAACCACUUUAGCUGGUCGCAAGUUCAAAAAAUUAACUUUGAGGGUAAAAUGUUCAUCAUUCAUAUCAUUCUUAAUGAGGAUCAGAGAAUCAAGAAAAAGCAAACUAUUGGUUUUAAAUGUCCUAGAGGUUCUUCAUGUCGUCAUGUAUGGAAAUGUGCUGUUGAACAAAUGUUGUUUUUCACAUUUCCUUCAAGCUCUGAUGUUCCUAAUGUAGUUUCUGGUGGAGGCUUUUUUUCGUGGGGUACCAAAUUUAAAUAUAGUGGACGUGUUGAACGGGAAAUAUUAGAAGAUAUGUCAAUUACCAGAGAAUCUCCAUCUGUAACCCGUGUUGGUAGUCUUAGAAGAAAAUCAUCAAGUGAACCUCCUACUCCUUCUAAUCUUGUUAUUAAUCAAGUUGCAGGAUUUAAUAGCCUUCCACGUUCAUUAACAAACACAAGUGAAGAAUAUAAUACUUCAAUAGAUUCUUCCAAUCAAAUUGAUAAUUCUUCAGUUUUAGAGACUUUAUUAGAAGACCAGGAGAUCAUGACAUCUAAAAUUGAGCAAGAGGUCCAUCAUGAAGAAAUCUUGAAUGAUCAUUUACUGAUUGACUUUACUACAAUGGGAACAGACGGUUCACCAUUAAUCCAAUCUAUUUCGAAUCAGCAGUCUGGUCAAAAACAUUUAGAGACUACAGCAAUUCGAAACAGUGAAUCAAGCUUGUCAUUCUUGCGACAGACUUUGCUACCAGUUAUAUUUGCAUUGUUUAUGAUGGUUUUGAUUAUAAUAAUUAUUCUAGAAUCUGAUUUUGAUGUUAUUGCUACCAUCAGAAAAGCUCCAGAAAUUGCUGCUUUCAAGAAAAAUUAUUACGAACCUAGUAAAGACUUUUUACUGCGGCGUUUUAUCAGGUCAAAGAUAUUUUAGUAAUUUAAUACUACUUGUUCAAUCACUUUUUAUAAUAGUUUUACACUUUAGAGUAAGAUACAUGAAAAUGUAUAUAAAACUAAGUUCAAGGUGAUGGAGUUUAUUAGGUACCUAUUUGACAUUGUAACUUACCAUUAAAUAUCUAUUGCCGGGUUGCAUAAACAAUCAUUAAACAUUUAAUGAAUAAUAAGUUAUUGGUCCCUUAAAAAUAAUUUAGUUGCCUCUUGAUUGGUUCAUUCAAUUUUGGGGAACCAUUCAAUUAUUUCAUUUUUUGUGCAACCUGUCAUUUGUGUGCUCAACAUUUUAAUGACAUAAUUAUCAAGAAUUUGAUCAAAUAAUAGGAUUUAUGGUUUUUUUUACAAAAAUAAUUCACUUAAAUUUAUGCAUUUAUCUAAUCUAAUCGUCCCAAUGAAAUUUGUGGUUUUCUAAUGAUUUUGAGCUUUUACAAUUUUAAAUAUCUUAACAUUUUGUGUUUUGAUGUUAAUUUAUGUGUUUAUGUGUUAUACCAAUUCAUAAGUUUUCUGUGCUAAAGGUGCCACUGACUUUUACAUAUACCAAUAAAUACGAAUUUUUUGUAAAUAAUACAUUUUGGUGUUAGUACUAUAUGAAAUAUUGGUGCUUAAAUGUUUAACAAGUAACACGGUGGUUGACGCUAAGAGGUGCCACUACAUAUUUCAGCUGAAUUAUCACAGAUUAAAAUAGGUUUUUCUAGAGAUUAAAGGGUGUACUGAAAUAAAAAUACUGAGUAAAUGUUUUCGAUUAGGUAAAUGUAAUACCUACAACUAACUUUUUUCAUGUUAUAAAAUUUACAAAAACUAACACAACAAAAAAUGUUUUCAUUUUUUUUACUUUAAUAUUACAGACAAAAAACAUACUAUUACAAACUGACAGUAUGAACAGAUGAAUUACUUAAUUGUAUAUUUAUGAUUAUGUGUGUAGAAUGUCAUGAAUGUCUCGUGUAUCAAAUGAUCAUGGUUAAAAUAUAACUGAAAUUCUGAUGAUAAGUAAAUUUCAACUUACUCUAACUCUGUCAAUUUUGUUAUUAUAAAAACAUUGUAAUACAAUUGAUACAAUUGAUUUUUAAAAAGGUAUUCUAGCUGAAUUAUUUAGUGGUGGUACCUUUGCGUGAACAUACUGUAAAGUGUAUAGUGUAUAGUAUGUUCCAGAAAUACUUACCGUCAUAAAAUGAUCCGCAUUGAACAAACGUAUUUUCAUAUACUAAUUUUGGAUAUUUAUAAACAAAUAAUAAACGAUACAUACAAUCAUUUAUAUUCAAAAUACAUUUUUUGAAUAUACUUAAUACUAACUCCUACUUAUGUAUUUCCUACUCAUGUAUUUACUACUAGUUCACCGUGUAAUUUAAUAAAUUAGGUAAAAUUAAAUUGCUUUAUGGCAGAAUUUUUUUUUUACGUCUUACUAUUUUCUUUUAAUAUAUACUCUAUUGGUGAAAUUUCUAGAAAUAGGUUUAUUCAACAUUUGUUCAAUUAAUUUGUACAUUCAUUUGUAGUGUAAGUUGAUUGUGGUAUAAAAUGCUAGUCAUUUUUUAGGUAAGAUGACCUAACUCCAAUAUGUAAGAUUAUUAUAUAUUUGUAGCUUUCUUUUUACUCCAUUUUUAACUACUAUAGUUAACAGUGUAAUUCCUAAUUACAGAAUUUUAUUGAAUAGUAGUAGUGGAAGAUUUGUCAGGUUUAACUUCACAUUAAUUAACUUAACAUCUCAAUAACAUACAUUUCUUCCAGCUCUAGUAAUUUCAAUUGUAUUGAUUUUUUUUAAUGUAAUUUUAUAAUUACAUUUGAAUGUAAUUUUAUAAUUACAUUUGAAUGUAAUUUCAAAACAUAGAAUUGGCAGCAAGUACAUUUUAGUAUUUCUUCAAAUGAUAAUUAUAUUUAAAUCUAACAUAUUAAAAAUUAACUGUUAAUAAUUAUUUUUAUUUCCAAUUUAUGUUAAAUUAUAUUUUUAGUACUUUGUCUUUAAUUGUAUAUUUGGAAAUAUAAAUCAGGUGUUGGGUUUAAGUAGUAGUUGUUAAAUUAAGGGUUUUUGCUCAUACAAUCUUAGAAUUUUGGUGUUAAGGAUGUGUAUAAUUUUAACUUAUUAUAAUUAUUAUAUUCUAAUUUCCAUCUAAAAUCUACAUAUCACCUGUCAUUCAGUCCGGCCGAUUUGAUAUACUAUUGACUAUUAUAAUCUAGUUACCAAACAUUCCAACAUUACUAUAAACAUGAUCUCCAAAAACCAAAAUCUAACAAAAAAAACUAAAUGGUGAACAUCAAAAUGUUGUGUUUAAAAUUUUAUUAUUCAUUGAAUACAAUUUAUAACUAACACAACACAUAUUAUUAUUAUUAUUAUUAUUAUUAUUGAUAUAAACCACUAUUUUUCUACAUUUUUGUACUUAAAAUUCUUUUGAUGGCUUUGUUAUUUAUCAUGAUUUUAUUUUUGUUUUAUAUAAUAAUAUUAUUGAUGUGCAAUUUUUAUAUUAUGUAUUUUCUAACUUCAAAUUUUGAAUCUAUAUAUGUAUCAAAUACCACAGUAGUUAGGCUUAUAAAUUCAAUAAUGUUAUAUAUUAUAUUAUAUUAUAUUCCUAUUUAAUAAAAAGGAAUGUACUUAGGUAUAAGUUAUAUUCCUAGAAUUACAUAACAUUCCAAUAACGAACUAUAUAUUAUGUUCAUCUAUGGUUGGAGAGAGCUGAAGCUUUUAUAAUUUGUAAAUAGAUUAUUUAUAAAAUGACUACUGUAACAAAAACUAUUAUUGCCCCUACUAAUAGCUUAAAUUUGAUGUACUUAAUUUUAAACUUUUAGCCUUCUACAGAGUUGUAUUUUCCAAACAUAAUUGUUUACCCAAAAUUUACCAACAUCUAGUAAUGUAGUUUGGUAUGUCAAAUAAAAGUAAUAUUAAAUUACAUGUUGUAAGAUCCUUCGCUCUAUUCCGACCAUUUAAUCGAAAAACUGUGUUAUUCUAGUCCUAAAUACUUUGAAACUAAUUGUGUUUAUUCACUAAGAUAAUAUUACAUUGUUGUACUUAAGUAUGCUUACCAAUACAAUUGUUUGAAGAAAAAAAAUAUAUAAAAACGCUAUUUAUUAUGCUGCAAGA